Molecule: messenger RNA, 2854 nt
Organism: Aethina tumida (small hive beetle)
Lineage: Eukaryota; Metazoa; Arthropoda; Insecta; Coleoptera; Nitidulidae
Exons: 9
Coding region: 246-1838 (530 amino acids)
Source: RefSeq, a predicted model, not a curated record
UUUUUGGUAUUUUCCAGUGACAUUUAAGAGAAGCAAAAUAAAACCAGCUGUCAGAUAUACAGCAAAUCUUGUUUGAUCGAAAGAACACGUAUGUUAGUGUAAUUUAACCUUGUACAGUAGUUUUACAUUCGGUUAUUUUGUUUAAAUUUCGUUGUGUUCAUAACUGGCAACAAACUGUGGUUUUCAGCAAGUGAUAAAAGUUAUGAUAAAGUACUGUGUUGAUUAGUAGUUUUAUUUUUGUUAUAAUGGCCAACACAAAAUGCAAAGAAUGUGGCUGCGAGUGUAAAAAGUGCGGCGACCACGAUGUUCAGCUGCAUGUUGAGAUAGAGAAUCUCAAGCAGAAGCUGUUUGAAAGGGAGAGCCACAUAGUGACAAUGGAAACCAAUUUCCUGAAUGAGGCCAAUAAAUUUCCUAGUGGUGAGCUGGUGGCACUCAGGGAUGAGCUUCUGACAUGGCAAGACAAGUACAAAAGAUUGUAUGAGGCACACCGAAGAGUCCAAAGAGUUAAUCAAGGUUUGGAGGAUAAAUUGCUUAAGCUGGUGGAUGUGUGUGAAACUGAUAAAACAACAUUGACAAAAGAUGUGGCAACCUUAUCCCACAAACUUGCUGAGGCCAAUUACUCCAUUAAAAAAUUGUCUGAGGACAAUGAGAGAUAUAAGAAUGAUUUAUCCCUGGCUAUCCAGUUUCUGCAGUGCAAACAAAGUAACUUUGUUUCACAAAAGUAUGAUUCACUGUCGCCCGAAGUCCAGUCUCAAGUCUCCAUGUUCAUGACGACGAAACGAAAACCGGAGGAGCGUCGCACACCUCCGGAAGUGCGGAGCAUCAAAGUCAACAUUCCCACGUUCCCGCCCACGGCCAUGGUCUACUCAGUGCCCAAAUCGCCUAAGCCGGACCGCAAGGCUCCCGUUGAGGAACCGGCGGACCAGCAGGUGGACAUCGUGUCCGCCGCCAUAAUGGCCAAGGUCCUGGAGGAGAGGCAGAAGGAGCGGGCGACCGCCAAGCACUGCGACACGUGCACAUGUGCCAAGAACCUGAAGAUCAUACACGACGUGACGCACCACAGCGUCGGGACACAGACGGGGGAGUAUCGGGAGAUGCUGUGCCUCAGGUGUAACGAUUUGGUUCAGCUUCACAGCUCGACAAAUGUGAAACUGGUUCGUGGCGUAGACACCACCACAACCGCAACCAAAGUGCCAACGGAACCGGAACCGAUACAACAGAACGUGGUGAAGGUGCACCCGAAUAAUUUCCUCGCCGACGAAAAGUCGAAAACCACCACCUCGAAUAACAGCAGCCUAAUUGACCUGCGGACUAAUUCCGAUAAUUGUUCGCCGAGGAAUGAUCUGUCCAACCCCAAUAACAACGUGAGCAGCGACACCAGCGGCUACCAGGACGUGAUGUUUUAUAACGUGAACGAGAAACGGUCGCCCAAGAUACAGAACACGGUGACCCAUCACAGAUUGUGCGACAAGGCGUCGCCCACUUACGAGAUCGAGAGGGACAAGGCGGAUUUGGAGAAGAAUGUCGACAAGUUGAGUGCCAAAAAUUCAUCUUCCGAUAAUUUACGGGGACCCAGGUAUUGCUCGAUGAGACUGCAGAGCGGCUCGCGCAACAUCCUGCUGGACAACACCCACAACAACGUCGCCCCGGUCCUCUACACCCGGGGCCCUCGCUCCCGCAAGGACGACGACGACGCCACCCGCCUCGCCGACUCGGAGUCGGGCAGCGAGCGCAACAUAUCGCUGAUCAGCGAGAACUCGGCGCAGAACCAGCAGCGCGUGGCCGCCUGGAUCGAGACGACGAUGGAGAACAACGACUUGAUAAGAGCACAACAAUGAGAGAAACUGGAAAUUGUUUGUGACAAUCUAAAAUACCUACGAUGGCAUACGGUUUUGCGUGAGGGAACUUUAAUCUCUAAACUGGUGUAUACAAGGUAAUGUUUAUUUUUUCUUAAAUCAUAACUGAAAAUUUCAUUGUGACUAACUAACAAACAUAUCUGGAUCUACAAUUUUUAAAAUCAUAUACUAACAUACAUUUUCUUUGCUUUAACCAAUUGCACCACAUUUAUUAUAGACAUCACAACAAUAUUUUAAAAAUUUGAAUCACAUAUAAAUAUGUCCAAAUAGCUGCUUUAUCCAAUACUUAUGUUAGCAAUAAGACACCUCUAGUCAGCAGACGAUAAACCUAUAACGAAGAAUAAAACAAUGAAGGCAAGAUAAAGAAGUAUUUUGGAGUAUUUAACUGUAAAUACUGGUUGAACUAUUAAAUCAAAGUAUUAAAAACACACAGUAAUUGCCCAGUAUACCCAUUAAUCACAUUUCAAAUAAAAUCGAACUAGUCACAAUCAAAAUAGUGCAAAUUUUGGUAUGCCAUUGUACAUUGAGAAAUAGAAGAAAUAUUUUGAAAAAAAAAAGAAAAAUUGGAUAUAAGCUGUGAUUAUACAUGUAACGUGAGAUUUUUAUUAUAAUAAUAAUAAUAAUAAUAGUAUAUAGAUAAGUAUGUAAAUGUAUCCUGACCAAAAGAUGUACCUACUUUUUAUGUUUUAUUUAUUUAUAACGUUUUAUGUAAAAAUUGUAAUUUUAUAUUAGUAAAUUUGUAAUUUUAUUUUUAUAACACAAUGCAUAUGUGCACAAUAUUGAUUUAAACGCAUAAUAAAGAAUUGAUUUUAAUGCGAUGAAUAGUUGGAUGUAUCGUAGAUUAAUAGGGUAUUUGUUUAACGACUGAUUUAAUGUACGAUAUCCUUGUAUCUGUAGAUACUUUUAAAAUUUAGUAUAAUAUAUAUGUGAAAACGUCUUCUACAUUGUAAAAAUAUAUUAUAUUGGUAGAUGUAAAUAAAGUAAUUUUAUGAUUUAAA